UAAACGAGAACAACAAUCCCACCAAAAUCAACAACAACGUUUACCAUUAAGAGCAUUUAAGAAAAUUGGACGUGUUGGAACUCUUCCAGCUAUGGCACAUUCUAGUGCUCCACAUGCUGGGUUGCAAAUGGCUAUUAGUGGAAAUGAACAAACACAACAACCACAACCAACACCAAAUUCAGCAUUAAGCAGUAGCCGUGCAGCGGCAGCUGCUGUAUUUCAUCAACGUUGGGGUGUAGGGAAUAGUGCUAACCGUAGAGGAAGUCAUUUAAUUGGAGGGUGGGACAGUGCGAGGCCGCAUUCUGCUGCUCGACAACAACAACAAAUGCUUGAAAGAUUAUAUACAAAAGGGGAAUUAAAAGAAUAUCAACAAUUAUUUAAAAUGUUUGAUACAGACGGAAGUGGGGCUAUUGGAAGUGAAGAAUUAAAGGGAGCGAUGUUGAGAAUUGGAUUGGAGGCAGAUGAUGCAGAAAUUGAACGUUUAAUUAAAGAAGUAGAUGAAGACGGAAACGGGGAAAUUGACUUUCCAGAAUUUUGUCAAUGUAUGAAAACAGCUGAAAGACAGGGAGGUUUUCGUCAACGGCCAACAAAUGAUGAAGUUUAUGUUGCCAAAGAAAUUGGUGGUUUCUCUCAUGAAUUGGCAGAAUUUGUAUUUCGAGAGCUUUUGGGAGAUUCUUCGGCAGAUCAAUUAGAUAUGGAUAGAUUCUCUGCAAUUGUUGAAGAUUAUUUACUUUCUGACAAUAAUAAUGGAAAUAAUAAUAUAAAAGAUAAGGAAGAUGAAGAAGAAGAAAAUUUAAAUAAUAAAAUUAAUGAUGGAAAUUUAAUUAAAACAAAAUUAUUUUAA
Molecule: messenger RNA, 844 nt
Organism: Meloidogyne enterolobii
Lineage: Eukaryota; Metazoa; Nematoda; Chromadorea; Rhabditida; Meloidogynidae
Source: the annotation of a GenBank genome assembly